AAGCGCCGUCCGGACCCGCCCCCUGCCCGCCGGAGCCGGAAGUUGCGACCCCGGCCCGCACGUCGCCCCUCGCGGGCCGCGCCGCACCAUGCUCCGUGGCCCCCCGCGCCUCCUCAAGGUCUCCGUGGCGCCGGUCGCGGCCCUGGCUGUGGCGCUGCUCUCGUCGCUCUCGCGCUGCUCCCUCCUGGAGCCGGACGACCCCGCGGCCUCCGCGCUCAGCCCCUACUUCGGCACCAAGACCCGCUACGAGGAUGCCAACCCCGGGCUGCUGCCGGACCCCGAGGCGCCGCGGAGGGACCCCGAGCUGCUGGAGGACGCCUGCACGCCGGUGCAGCUGGUCGCCCUCAUCCGCCACGGCACCCGCUACCCCACGGCCAAGCAGAUCCGCAAACUGCGGCAGCUGCACGGCCUGCUGCAGGCCCGCCCGUCCGGCGACGGCCGCGCCGGCCCCGCCGGCGGCCGCGACCUGGGCGCCGCGCUGGCCGACUGGCCGCUGUGGUACGCGGACUGGAUGGACGGGCAGCUGGUGGAGAAGGGACGGCAGGACAUGCGACAGCUGGCGCUGCGCCUGGCCUCCCUCUUCCCGGCCCUGUUCAGCCUCGAGAACUACGGCCGCCUGCGGCUGGUCACCAGCUCCAAACACCGCUGCGUGGACAGCGGCGCCGCCUUCCUGCAGGGGCUGUGGGAGCACUACCACCCCGGCUUGCCGCCGCCCGACGUCGCAGAUAUGGAGUGUGGACCUCCAAGAAUUAAUGAUAAACUAAUGAGGUUCUUCGAUCACUGUGAGAAGUUUUUAACUGAAGUGGAAAAGAAUGCCACGGCACUUUAUCAUGUAGAAGCCUUCAAAACGGGACCAGAAAUGCAGAACAUUUUAAAAAAGGUCGCAGCUACUUUGCAAGUGCCAGUCAACAAUUUAAAUGCAGAUUUAAUUCAGGUAGCUUUUUUUACCUGUUCAUUUGACCUGGCAAUUAAAGGUGUUAAAUCUCCUUGGUGUGAUGUUUUUGACAUAGAUGAUGCAAAGGUAUUAGAAUAUUUAAAUGAUCUGAAGCAAUAUUGGAAAAGAGGAUACGGGUACACUAUUAAUAGUCGGUCCAGCUGCACCCUGUUUCAGGAUAUCUUCCAACACUUGGACAAAGCAAUUGAACAGAAACAAAGGUCUCAGCCAGUUUCCUCUCCAGUCGUCCUGCAGUUCGGUCACGCGGAGACCCUUCUUCCACUGCUCUCUCUCAUGGGCUACUUCAAAGACAAGGAGCCCCUGACGGCUUACAAUUACAAGGAACAGAUGCAUCGGAAGUUCCGAAGUGGCCACAUUGUGCCCUAUGCCUCGAACCUCAUGUUUGUGCUUUACCAUUGUAAGAAUGCGAAGACCCCCAAAGAAGAGUUCCGGGUGCAGAUGCUAUUGAAUGAAAAGGUGUUGCCAUUGGCUCACUCCCAGGAAACUGCUUCCCUAUAUGAGGAUCUCAAGGAGCACUACAGGGACCUCCUCCAGAGCUGUCGCGCCAGUGACGAGUGUGAAUUACCAAAGGUGAACAACACGUCUGAUGAGCUAUGAGUCACCGGACGGGAUCUUCCGUCCGUCAGGGAGUGACCCCGCGCUUGGAGUGGCUGGGCAAGCCGCGGUUGCAGGAAGCUUUCCCAGUACUUGUGUAUUGCUGUCUUUUCACAGAAAGACGUCGAGUUUCUUUUUGAAUCUGGACAGGGAUGUGUAAGCAGCGGUCCUCCCGGGGCAGCUGUCUUACGGGGGAAAAGUCUGUUGGGAAAAAUAGCCGGCACUGCACGUGUUGACAGAAAUUAGAUUCUUCCUAUUUGUAGAAGAACUCUCACACUGACACAAUAUGAUUUCACAGUGAUCCUUGAGGGUGCUGGAGUCACAGCGUCUGCCCCAGGGAUGAUCGUAACUUCACGGUUGUGCUGCCCUUCGCUUUCCCGCAGGUGGCACGGCUCUGCUGUCAUCCGUCUGCCGCGGAAAACAGGCGGAGCCCCGGGAGCGUCACUCUGGAAGAAGCUAGCCUCUCUAGUGAAGGAUUCGAAACGACAUUAAGAAAUAGAGUGUGAUUUUCAAAGGACACCUUCACCGAAGGAAGAUAGAGUAUAAUAAAACAGAUAUUUUAUAAAGUAUCUGAACACUUUUUCAGUAAUUCCUUUUGACCUCCUGGUGAGUCUUGCGAGGCCAUUCCUUAAUUACUACCUUAGCUGCUCUGCAUUUGUAACGGUGGAGGGACAAAGGGGACCAUUAGCAGCGAGUAAGACGGAAAGAAUCAAAGUUUCUUAGUCCGUUGCUUCGCAGUUUGGUUUGUUUGUUUUUUCAUUCUAUCACUUUGCCUCUUUUUAUAUAUUGCCUCUAUGUGAAAUGUAUCUUUUGGUUAUUUAUUGCUUUUCCAUUCUCCCCCUUCCCCUCCCCACCCCCCAUAAAGAUUUCAUCCUGGCUGGCUUAGUUUCGUAGAUCUGAACCCAUUUUUCAGAUACUUCUGAGUUUUGUCAGAUGCUGUGAAAGUGUUUGCUAUAAUAAUAAACAGAAUUCUUGUGACUUUA
Molecule: messenger RNA, 2532 nt
Organism: Panthera uncia (snow leopard)
Lineage: Eukaryota; Metazoa; Chordata; Mammalia; Carnivora; Felidae
Gene: MINPP1
Product: multiple inositol-polyphosphate phosphatase 1
Exons: 5
Coding region: 89-1552 (487 amino acids)
Molecular function (GO): inositol phosphate phosphatase activity; acid phosphatase activity
Source: RefSeq, a predicted model, not a curated record